Rhinolophus ferrumequinum (greater horseshoe bat) is the source of this 8093-nucleotide messenger RNA. It is a transcript of the gene BLTP3B, whose product is annotated as bridge-like lipid transfer protein family member 3B. The record is from RefSeq and is a predicted model, not a curated record. NCBI's taxonomy places the organism in Eukaryota, Metazoa, Chordata, Mammalia, Chiroptera, Rhinolophidae. The transcript is spliced from 21 exons. Bases 248 to 4636 code for a protein of 1462 amino acids.
GUCUCUUAGGUGAUGCUGCAGCCAAGAUGGCGCUGGCGGCGGCUGUGGCAGCUUGAGCGAUAUGUUCCGGCUCCUCGGCGGCAGCGGCGCCGCCUGUGGCCUCAGCCGGGGCCUCGGGUCUGUCCUGGACGUGAGCGCUCGGGCGCCUCUCCCCCGGCCGGGUUAACCCGGACAAAAAGGAGACGGCCCCAAAGAGAGGAGUUAGUGAGUAACGGAGAGAGAGCGCGGUGCCUCCCGCUCCGACACCAUGGCUGGGCUCAUCAAAAAACAGAUCCUGAAACACCUCUCCAGAUUUACCAAAAAUUUAUCUCCUGACAAGAUAAAUCUAAGUACCCUUAAAGGAGAAGGUGAACUGAAGAAUUUGGAGUUGGAUGAAGAGGUGCUCCAGAAUAUGUUGGAUUUGCCGACAUGGCUCGCUAUCAACAAAGUUUUUUGUAAUAAAGCAUCUAUUAGGAUUCCAUGGACAAAACUGAAAACACAUCCUAUCUGUUUGUCCCUGGAUAAAGUAAUUAUGGAAAUGAGUACAUGUGAAGAACCGCGAAACCCUAAUGGCCCAUCACCAAUUGCAACUGCUUCAGGACAGAGUGAAUACGGCUUUGCUGAAAAAGUGGUUGAGGGAAUUACUGUUUCUGUAAACUCCAUUGUCAUCCGUAUUGGAGCAAAAGCCUUCAAUGCAUCUUUCGAGGUUUCCCAGCUACGGAUCUAUAGUGUAAAUGCAAACUGGGAACAUGGAGAUUUAAGAUUUACUCGAAUUCAAGAUCCACAGAGAGGAGAGGUUUUGACAUUUAAAGAAAUUAAUUGGCAGAUGAUUCGAAUAGAGGCAGAUGCUACCCAGAGUUCACAUCUUGAAAUUAUGUGCGCUCCUGUUCGAUUAAUAACCAACCAAUCAAAAAUCAGAGUCACACUUAAAAGAAGAUUAAAGGACUGCAAUGUCAUUGCCACAAAGUUAGUUCUAAUAUUGGAUGACUUAUUAUGGGUUUUAACAGAUUCUCAGUUGAAGGCUAUGGUACAAUAUGCAAAAUCUCUUAGUGAAGCAAUAGAAAAAUCAACAGAACAAAGAAAGAGUAUGGCUCCUGAACCUACACAGAGCUCUACAGUAGCCCCAUCGACGCUACAAGUGAAGACACCGCAGACUUCAAAUGCUCCUGAUCUAAAUGACGCAAUUGUGAAACUGUUCAGUGACUUUGAUGUUAAAGAAACCUCCCAUCAUUUAGUGAUUUCUCAUCUAGAUUUACACAUAUGCGAUGAUAUUCAUGCUAAAGAAAAAGAGUCAAACAGACGUAUUACUGGAGGGGCUAUGCAACUGUCGUUUACACAGCUAACUAUAGAUUAUUAUCCUUAUCACAAAGCAGGAGAUAGUUGUAAUCAUUGGAUGUAUUUUAGUGAUGCAACCAAGACAAAAAAUGGAUGGUCCAAUGAGUUGUUACAUGAAUUUGAGUGCAACGUUGAAAUGCUUAAACAGGCUGUAAAGGAUCAUAAUGUAGGUUCACCUCCUAAAUCCCCAACACAUGCCUCUCCCCAGCACACACAAACAGAGAAAGACUCAGCUCUGAAAGGGACUUCCAGGACACCAUCAGUAUUAUCUCAACAAUCCAAAGCUAUGUUAAUGUCUAGUUCUGUUGUGGUUAGACUUGCAGAUUUCAUUGUGUACCAGGUCUCUACAGCAGAACAAUAUCGUUCUUCCCCCAAAAGUAUGAUUUCUUGCAAUAAAAAAUCCCUGUAUCUUCCACAAGAAAUGUCAGCUGUCUAUAUAGAAUUCACCGAAUAUUACUAUCCAGAUGGCAAGGAUUUUCCAAUUCCAUCUCCCAACCUUUAUAGCCAGCUGAAUGCACUACAGUUUACUGUGGAUGAAAGAAGUAUUCUAUGGUUAAAUCAAUUUCUGUUGGAUUUAAAACAAAGUCUUAAUCAAUUUAUGGCUGUAUACAAGUUGAAUGACAAUUCAAAAUCUGAUGAGCAUGUUGAUAUUCGAGUUGAUGGCUUAAUGCUAAAGUUCGUCAUUCCUUCUGGAAUGAAACCUGAGCGCCAUGAAGAUCAGCCGUGUGCAGUCUCUAUUCAGAGCUCUGAAGUGACUGCUACAAAUACUAGGCACUGUCCCAACUGUCGUCAUUCUGACCUGGAAGCUUUGUUCCAAGACUUCAAAGAUUGUGAUUUUUUCAGUAAAACAUUUACCAGCUUCCCCAAAUCUGGUGAGAAUUUUAAUCUUUUGCAUCCAAUCUUCCAGAGACAUGCUCACGAGCAAGAUACCAAAAUGCAUGAAGUUUAUAAAGGAAAUAUUACUCCCAAGUUGAAUAAAUACACUCUUAAAACUUCGGCUGCCACGGAUGUUUGGGCUGUGUACUGUUCUCAAUUUUGGAUAGAUUAUGAAGGGAUGAAAAGUGGAAAAGGAAGACCAAUAAGUUUUGUAGACUCUUUCCCUCUUUCCAUCUGGAUUUGUCAACCAACGAAGUAUGCACUGUCACAAAAAGAGCGACAGACUUGUAAUCAAGUAUCUUUAAAUACAUCACAGAGUGAAUCUAGUGACCUGACUGGCCGACUGAAGCGGAAAAAGCUCCUGAAGGACUAUUACAGUACAGAGUCUGAGCCUUUGACAAAUAGUAGUCAGAAACCUUCAGACACAUUUUUAAGGUUUUCCUCUUCAUCAUCCGAUGCAGAUAUUCACGUCUUGGUUCACCUUCAUAAACAUGUCAGUAUGCAGAUCAAUCACUACCAGUAUCUGCUCCUGCUUUUCCUCCAAGAGUCACUUAUUCUGCUUUCCGAGAACUUAAGGAAAGAUGUAGAAGCUGUGACUGGCAGUCCUGCUAGUCAAGCCUCCAUUUGCAUUGGAGUUUUACUUAAAAGUGCAGAAGUGGCUCUUUUGCUACAUCCGGUGGAUCACGCAAAUACUCUUAAGUCUCCUGUUUCUGAAAGUGUGACACCAAUGGUUCCUGAUUAUUUGCCUUCAGAAAACGGAGAAUUCUUGUCUUCAAAAAGAAAACAAGUUAGUAGAGGUACAAAUCAAAUUAGAAGUGUAACUGUUAAUCAUAUGUCAGACAACAGAUCUAUGAGUGUUGACCUUAGCCAUGUCCCUCUGAAGGAUCCUUUGUUGUUUAAAUCAGCCAGUGAUACAAAUCUGCAAAAAGGCAUUUCUUUUCUGGAUUAUUUAUCAGAUAAAAAUUUAGGGAAAAUAAGUGAAGAUGAAAGUAGUGGAAUUAUUUGCAAAAGUGGUUCUCAAGAAAUUGGAUCAGAAACAAGUGACAAAAAGGAUUUAUCUUAUACAAAUUCAAAUAGUGUCUUAAAUUCCAGAGAAGAUUCAAGUGUGCUGUCAUUUGAUAACGAUGGUACUCAAAACAUGCUUUCAAAUAGUUUAACUAAUAAAGGAAAUGAAACCAUAGAGUCGAUCUUUAAAGCUGAAGAUUUGCUUCCCGAAACAGCUUCACUCUCUGAGAACGUGGACAUCAGUAAAGAGGAAGCACCCACAGUUAGAACACUUAAGUCCCAGUCGUCUUUAAGUGGAAAGCCUAAGGAACGGUGCCCACCCAACUUGGUUCCACUCUGUGCUUCUUACAAGAGCAUGAAAAGAAGCUCUUCACAGACCUCACUGGACACCAUUUCACUUGACAGCAUGACAUUGGAAGAACAGUUGUUAGAAAGUGAUGGAAGUGAUAGUCGUAUAUUUUGGGAAAAAGGUAUUAAAAAGAAUUCAACUACAAAUUUUCAGAGCCCAACAGGUAGUGCGAAUGCCAGUGCAAACCUACAGAAUUAUGGUGAAACCUCUCCAGAUGCCAUGAGUACAAAUUCAGAGGGUGCUCAAGAAAAUCAUAACGACCUGAUGUCAGUUGUGGUGUUUAAGAUUACUGGUGUUAAUGGGGAAAUUGACAUCCGAGGGGAAGAUACAGAAAUCUGUCUUCAAGUGGAUCAAGUGACACCAGAUGAGUUAGGCAAUAUCAACCUUCGGCAUUACCUUUCUAAUCGUCCAGUAGGUUCUGAUCAUAAAGCUGUCAGUGACUCCAAAUCUUGUCCUGAGAUUACUCUAAGGUUUGAAAGUGGGCCUGGUGCUGUAAUACACUCUUUGCUUGCAGAAAAAAAUGGAUUUUUGCAAUGCCAUAUAGAAAACUUUAGCACUGAGUUUCUUACAUCUUCUCUUACGAAUAUUCAACAUUUUUUGGAAGAUGAAACUGUUGCAUCAGUGAUGCCAAUGAAGAUACAAGUUUCUAACACAAAGAUAAACUUAAAAGAUGACAGUCCUCGUAGUAGUACAGUAUCCCAUGAGCCAGCUACUGUAACCGUUCAUAUUGAUCAUCUUGUGGUGGAAAGAAGUGAUGAUGGCUCUUUUCAUAUCAGAGAUUCUCAGAUGUUUAACACUGGAAAUGAUUUGAAAGAAAAUGUCAAAAGUGAGUCAACACUGCUUACCAGUGGAAAGUAUGAUCUGAAGAAACAACAUAGGGUCACUCAAGCCACUCAGACAAGUCCGGAGGUUCCUGGGUCUUCUCAGUUGGUUAACUUUCCUGAGUGCUCCUUUGACUUUACUAGGGAACAGCUCAUGGAAGAGAAUGAAUCUCUUAAAAAGGAAUUGGCUAAAGCUAAAAUGGCUCUUGCAGAGGCUCACUUGGAAAAAGAUGCUCUUCUUCAUCAGAUAAAGAAGAUGACAGUUGAAUAGCAGGAGUGUCAGUCAAAAACUCAAAUUAUAGCUCUGGAGUAGGGAUGGUAUAAUGUGAUGUUACCAAUUAGUUCAAGACUUUCCUUUUCAUGAAAAGACAAUAAAAUGACAGUGGUAACUAUUCUAAAACCAGUUUAGAAAGUAUUAGGUACAGGCAUCACGAUCUUUUGGUUGUUUUGUGUUUCAGAUUUAACCCUCUUUUAAAUUGGUGUGAUAUAGGGAACUCAACACAUACUGUAAAAUAAUUACAUGUAAUAAAAAGAUAUCAUUUCCGAAUUUUGAUAUCACACCAUAGGUAUUUUUUAAAAAGAAAAAUGAAAACCUAUUGUGUUCCACAGAUUGCUGAAUUUAUUUAUCACUAUCUGUUAAUAAUUACUAUUUACAAAGAUUCAAAUGCUGUUAGGGCUAAUGUAAAAUAAAAGGAGGAUUACAUUUUAAAUGUUAUUAAAAUAAUGUACUUAACUCUAUAAUUAUUUAAUUACUGUAAAAAAGUCCAAUCAUAUUAAUAAAUUAUAUAAUUACUUGGUUUGAAAAUUCUGGAAAAUCAUCACCCUACUGAACUUAGAAAGUAACUUCAAAAGAUGAAAAAGAAAUCAUUUUAAAUGAUGGGUAGACUGUAUCAAUAAAUCUAUAAUUUUCAACAAAAUACAUGGUACAAGUGUAAAAAUAAAAAGCACAAACCAAAAAAGCAAAACAUUAGAGUAUAUGGCCAACUCUUUUAAAAAGUAUUACUUGUACAUUCCUUGAAACACAUUUAUUGUUUAAAGUAAAAGAGGCAUUUAACUAUCCUGCUAAACUUGGCAGCGCUUUAUAACUAUAAGAAUUUCAAUUAAUACUAUUUAUACUAUUUCUUUACCUUUAUCUUUUCUCUAUUUAAAGAGGGGAAUGUUUUAAGAGAAUUUUCUUUACACAUACAAAAAAGCAAAAUUUCGUACCAUUCUUGUAGUAUCAUAUUAGGUAGAUGUUUGCACAUACCGAAUAUAUAUAUAUAGCUAGUUUUGAUUAAAGUUCUAUGUGACUUAUAUACUAUCUUCUAUAAUAAUAAUUGGUAUAUUUUGAAUUCUAUUUUCUAGGGAUUGUUAAGGUUGAAGCCAACAUGAAAGAAUAUCUCAGUCAUGCAUUGUGAAAUGAAAGUUUGUGAGUGUUUAAGGAACAGAGACUUUUAAAGAUUUAAAAUAUAUUUCUGAUAGAAUUAAACUUAGUUGAGUCUAUUUUAAAAUUCACAUUCUUAACCAUAAAUAUAUCCAAGGUAGAACAUGAAACCGCUGGGGUACUUUUUUUUUAAGAUACUUGAAAAUUUUAAACCACGUUAUGACACUUUAUGGUGCUUUGCUUGUUGGCAUGUUAUAUAGCCAUCCCUAUAUCUGAGUAGUUGGAGGAAAAUACGUGUUUCAUUUACUUAAGUGUUGCAGUGACUUAGAUUUUAUUGAAAACUGUACUGGCCUUUUUUUUCCCUUCUAUAACAUCCAUUUUCAUUGACAUUGUUUAAAAAUAACAGGUCCUGUUUUGGAAGGUGAGGAUACAGUAAAGAACAUACUAAAUUGUUAAUAUUUUAUCUUAGCGUAUUUUAAAAACGAUCUUAAACCAUGUUAAUCUAAAACUAUGUAAUAGUCUUAGGUUAAAAACAAAGGUCUAAUUAAAGAUUUUAAAUGGAUAGCUAAUAUCCUUGAUAGAGUCCUUUUGAUUUGUGGGCAUAUAUUCAACGAAAGGAGUCUCGUAUGGAAAAGCAGGUUUGAUAGGACAUUACCUUCUUCAGAGCUGACCGUGUUUCUCGGGAUUGACCUAUUCGCUCUACAUACAUUUUAAAUUAAUGGUACAUUAUAAUUGUGUAGUGUUAAGGAAGCUGAAUGUUUUUCUUGCUCCUUUUCGAUUUAUUUGGCCUCCCAAGAAAACCAUAUAAAUAGUAGAGAUGAUAAUUAAUACGGAUCUGAGCAUUCUGUAUGGUUUGUUGGAUUUCUAAAAAUUAGUAGUAUUUUUAUAGUGAUUUAAAAUUCUUAAAACACUUCCAAAAACACUAUCUCAUGUAAUUCCCUCAACAAACCUGGGAGGGUAGUUAUUAUUCACAUUUUAGAAGUUAAAUAAAAACCCUAAGGCCUAGAAGAAGUGACUUGACUGAAUUCACAAUCAACAACCUGCACUUUUGACUAAAUCCCAGUUAUAUGCUCUUAUUUUACUUUAGUCAUUAAUUCACAUAUUUUGAGGGGUGGGGAGAAGAAUCACUGUCUUUCAUGUGUUUUUCUUUUAGAGAUAAAUACAGUAUGUUUAAUAGUGUUUGUGUACGAUAUAUGUGUAUUAUUUAAACUACUUAAAUGAUAGUGGGAGGAUUUUUCAUUGAUUAAGCUAAUACCAGCCUUUUUAGUGGUGUGAGAAAUACAGAAAUAAACCUGUAAUAAACCUACUAGAGUUUUAAAAUCACCACAAAUUAGAAAUACAAUUGCUGUAUCUUGAUUUUUUUUUUUCUUUUCUAAAUCUCUAGCAAAGAUAUUAAUGAUCAGGGGAAGGAAAUGGUAAUUAUAUGUUGUGCAUUUUAAUUUCAUGUAUGUCAAAAACGUUUUCUUGGUAUCUUGUAUUUUUUUCUUUUCUCAUUUUAUCCUAGAAUUUCAAAAGACCACCAUGUGGCACUAGCUAUGAUGAAGCAUUAUUUUUAUUUAAGCCGUGUAAGAAUGGCUAUGUAUGAUUGCAGGCAAAUGUAUGUGGAAAAAUUAAGCAGAAAUUCCCUCCUGGAUUUUUAUUGUACUUAUUCAAUACUUGUCAAUACAGGGGUUAUAACUUCCUCUUUAACAAGUUUUUAUCCACUUCCAGUCUAUUCAUGACAUCUUUCUAUUUCAGUGAAUGGCGUCACCAUCACUCUGGUUCCCAAACCAGUAAACUAGAAUUCAUCUUAGACCCCUUGCUCUCCCUAACUCUCGCCCCCACUCACCCCCCCAUCAAUUCAUUACCAAGUCCUGUCAUUUUACCUUAUAAAACAUCUCUCAAAUUUGUCUACUCUCCACUUCUCACCACCUUUCUAAUCUAAGCCACCAUCAGCACCUUUGGCCUGCAUUACUGGAACUGCCUCCUAACUGGUCUUCCUGCAGCUACUGUGGAGUCCUCGGAUUCAUUCUCUGUACAUAGGCAGAGUUCUCAUGUUUUUGAAGUGCAGUAUUAAUCAAGGCAAGCCACCUACCCCAUUCUCACCCUACCUUAAAAUACUUCAGUGACUUUUCAUGCUCUUAUAAUGAAAACAAAAAUAUUAGGGCCACCAUUUACUUUAUAGGGUAACUCUGAGCAUUAAAAGAAUUAAUGUCUCAAAACAUUAAAACAGUGGCUGGCACAUCACCUUAAAAAGCACUGAAUAGAAGGUAGUUAUUAUUAUUACUGCGUAGCCCCUUGUGUACCAUGUUUCAGUUACUUUGUGUUCUACUUUCACUGCACUUUAAGUAUCUAGAAUAAAUGAGAAUAAAAGUGCUUCUUCCAC